UCUGCCAUUUUUGCCUAUUUGACGUCUCUGCCACUGCGGCGUUAGCGGUUCCCUUUUUCUUUUUUGUACGCUUACACGUUGGUGUGCCGGAGAAAAUUUAUUGAAAAUGGGUCGUAUGCAUUCGCAUGGAAAGGGUAUAUCCCAAUCUGCGCUCCCAUAUCGACGAAGUGUGCCAACUUGGCUGAAGUUGACACCGGAAGAUUGUAAAGAACUUAUUUAUAAACUUGCCAAAAAGGGACAUACACCAUCUCAAAUUGGUGUAAUACUUCGUGACUCUCAUGGAGUAGCACAAGUAAGAUUCCGUACAGGGAAUAAAAUUUUACGUAUUGUAAAGAGCAUGGGUCUGGCCCCAGAUUUACCCGAGGAUCUGUACUAUUUGAUCAAAAAAGCUGUGGCUGUCCGUAAACAUCUGGAGCGAAACCGUAAAGACAAGGACAGCAAAUUUCGGUUGAUUCUCGUAGAAUCAAGGAUUCAUAGGCUAGCUCGAUAUUACAAAACAAAAGGAUCGCUGCCACCAAAUUGGAAAUAUGAGAGCUCAACAGCUAGUGCUCUUGUAGCUUAAUCUGUUUCAUUGUAUCAUAUAUUGCAAUAAAGUCCUAAAAUCAGCCUA
Odontomachus brunneus is the source of this 610-nucleotide messenger RNA. It is a transcript of the gene RpS13, whose product is annotated as 40S ribosomal protein S13. Gene Ontology annotation, cellular component: ribosome; nucleolus; cytosolic small ribosomal subunit. The record is from RefSeq and is a predicted model, not a curated record. The transcript is spliced from 3 exons. NCBI's taxonomy places the organism in Eukaryota, Metazoa, Arthropoda, Insecta, Hymenoptera, Formicidae. Gene Ontology annotation, biological process: translation. Gene Ontology annotation, molecular function: structural constituent of ribosome; small ribosomal subunit rRNA binding. Bases 107 to 562 code for a protein of 151 amino acids.